Cylicocyclus nassatus is the source of this 264-nucleotide messenger RNA. Lineage: Eukaryota; Metazoa; Nematoda; Chromadorea; Rhabditida; Strongylidae. The record is from the annotation of a GenBank genome assembly.
AUGAAGAAGCCCUCGGAGGAGGCAGUGGAACCGCCAACUUCUGUUAGCGCUCAAGGGAAUGUAGAACAGUCUCAGUUCAACACAAUGCUGCCCAAAAAAGAAGAUCCAAUAUUUUCUAAGGCGACGACUGGUUCCUUGUAUUCACCACCGGGAAGGGAUGCAAGCUCAGAUGGUGAAGAUGAUGAAGAAGAUGACCAGCUUCCACUGAAGGAGACACACAUAUUCAGAUACAUAUCUCCUCGUUCGAGGGAAAAAGCUUUUUGA